Messenger RNA from Fimicolochytrium jonesii, 3876 nucleotides. RefSeq lists its product as uncharacterized. Gene Ontology annotation, molecular function: pyrimidine nucleotide-sugar transmembrane transporter activity. The record is from RefSeq and is a predicted model, not a curated record. Lineage: Eukaryota; Fungi; Chytridiomycota; Chytridiomycetes; Spizellomycetales; Powellomycetaceae. The transcript has 3 exons. Gene Ontology annotation, biological process: pyrimidine nucleotide-sugar transmembrane transport. Gene Ontology annotation, cellular component: Golgi membrane. Bases 366 to 3791 code for a protein of 1141 amino acids.
CACGCACGGAACAGCGGUCGGCUGCCUUGUUGCCCUUGGACGUGCUUGCUUCUGCAAGAAACACUCCACCUUCUCUCCCUGUCCAUUCGAUUCCGCAAGUGGUCUCGCUGCUGCCCUUCUCCCUUCUCUUUGUACAUAGAAAGUCGUUUGUAGAAUAGACGCCACCCAGCGAGGAGACCGGACGGAUUCGGCAGGUGUUGGCAACACCAUAGAAUAGACGAAAAGCUGCGGCAUAUAUAUAUACCUCGGGAACGGCUUAUACUUGUUUUUUUCAACGGUAUCUGCCUUGCUGGACCCAAAGCAGAAGCCUAGAAGCAAAGCUAGAUAGAGGUUGCAUAGACUCCGCCGAUUUUCAGCGCAAAACAAUGUUCGACCUCCAAGUCUCUAAAGCCCACUCACCAUGGCUUUCCAACGCCCUACCCCUCCUCUCCCAAACAGCCCCCCUCCUCCUCAUCCGCCUCGCCUUCAAAUCCAACCCAACCGCCUUCCCAUCCCUCUUCUCCGCCGUCCUCGCCUCCGAACUCCUCAAACUCACCACCCUCUUCCUCAUCAACGCCCACCACGAGGGCUUUGCACCUUUCAUAACGCGGUUACCGAACGUGGUAUCCGAUGGUGUGCGACACUACCGAAAGACCGUCGUGCCUGGUGUUUUUUAUACGCUGCAGUGCGUGAUGCAGUAUGUGGCGCUGAGCAGUAUCGAUUGCUUGACGUUUACCAAUGCGUGGCAGGUGCAGCUGCUCCUGACUCGGAUUCUGGCAGUUAGCCCGUUUGCCGGGUUGCGGAAAUGGCAUUCGGAGGUCAUUUUGGCGGUUUCGGUUGUGAAUGUUUGGAUUCUGCGUGGGACGGCUUUGUGGGGCGUCUCGGAGAGUGAGGACGGGCCAGAAGGUGUGGUGGUGGAGGCCGUAGUCGGAAUCGCUGCGUCGCUGGUUUCGGGUCUGUGUGCGGUGUUCGCUGAGCGGGUCGCUGGCGACCGCGCCGUGGAGCCGACGUCGGCAAUAUUCUCAUCGGCAACGGCAUCGGCAUCGGCAUCGUCGUCCUCGGUUUGGAUUACCAAGCUGCAAACCAGCUUUGCAUCCAUCAUCGUCGCGGCCUUCGGCGCCUUACUGUUGGAAUCCUCAUUCAUGCCUGUAGAUCUCACCGAGGGCAUACUCAGUUUGCCCGUGCUUGCGAUCGUGGCGAGUGCGUUUGGUGGGCUGGUUCUUGGGGGCUGUUCUGAUCUCACAGUAACAGAUCCCAGCUUUACCACCAUCGGUACCGUCCUCUUGCCCCUCCUGGCCGCUCUCGCCUCACUUGUCAUCAACGACACGCCUCUCACGAUCGCCACCGCCCUACAAAUACUCAUCCUCGCGCUCACCAACGGCUACCUUCUGAAAUCCUUGAUCAUCAAAGCUGUCACUGAGAACAGGGAUUACAACCCAUUACGGGCGUCGGAAACAAGCACACCCUCCGGCUCGCCACCGAGGGUUAGAAACGUUGACCUAGUUCUGGGGGGGGAAAUCAUCAACAGCCAAAUCGGAAAGCCCACCACCCCAACUGGAAUGAGACGUCUCGUAGAAGGCAGCAUAGCAUUGACUCUAAUCGCAAUAACAUGGCGCGCCCACGCCGCCUCCCUCUACCUCUCCGGCCAUCCCUCCCCCACCUUCUCCUUCGUCCGGCCCCACACUCCCACAACAACCCUCCUCACCUCCCUCCCCAAAUUCACCAUCUCCCCCCUCGCCGAACCCCGCGAGCCCGGUCUGCCGAGUUACACACACCACCCGAUCCACCCUGCCCGCCCGCAGAAUCAGUUCUUUACGCCGGCGUCAUUGGUGGCCGAUAAACCAGUGAUUACGUUGAUGACGGUGACGCAUAACCCCGGGAGAGUGAUUGUGGACGAGACGGCGCGGGCGAUACUGCAGGGGAGCCUCCAGAGUUUUGUGUGGGUUGUUGUGGAUGAUCAUUCCGAGGGGGAUGGUGUGGAAGUUUUGAGGGAGUUGGAAGCUUUGGAUCCGCGUAUUAAGGUCGUCAGGAACACUGGGAGGAGCGGGGUAGCCCAUGCAAGGGCACUGGCGUUAAAACAGGUCCAAACACCCUACCAGGUGUUCAUAGACGACGACGACCUCUUCGAACUCACCGCUCUCGAACAGUCCCUCCUCCUCCUCUCCGCCAACCCACACCUCUCCCUCGUCGGGUUCUACACCAUCCUGUUCGGCGCGUCGCGCACGCAGCGGGAGGUCGGGUUCCAAUCCGGGUCGCAGCAACGGGGUGGGAACAAUAUUCACAUUGGCGCCGUCCACCGCCAUGCCGCGGUGGGGAACUGCACAUUCGACCCGGUGUUUAAUGGAGGUGGGGAGGAUUACGAUUUCUGGAUGUGUAUCGCCAACAACGGACAUUGGGGGGUUACGAUACCCGAGUACAGUUACUGGUACCGGCAGUGGGAGAAACGCGAUAGGGAGUGGACGAUGAUGGGGAGCAAUUUCGACAAAGCUGCGGAGCUCGUCCGGCAAAGGUGGCCCGGGGUGCAGCAAGGUGCGUGGCCGGCUCACGACCCCAUACCCGCUGUGGCGUUCGAGCCGUGGUGGAAGGGGCCGGGGUUUGGUAACAUAUUACAUACAUCCCCGGGAAUGACCGCUAUGGUGCUCCUGGAAUCGUACGCGGACACCCUCGCGACACGCCGCACACUCGCGAUCGUAUCCGACCUCGCGCAACAAGGGUGGCGGGUGACUGUUGCUGCAUUCACAACCGCCGACGACGCCCUCCGUCGCCAUUUCUACAAAUACACCCACGACGUCUUUGUCCUCCCACAUUUCCUGCGCACGGCCCAGUAUCCCGGUUUCAUCGAGUAUAUCGCCCAGUCACGACAUAUCUCCACCGUGCUGGUUGCCGAAUCACCGACGGGGUACGGACUCCUUUCCGCGUUACGAUUGGGGAGUCAAGUCUCCGUGGUGGAUCUUGUGAGGGAGGUGGAUGAAGCCGGAUCAUACGCCGCGUUUACGUACUCCGCAACGCACGGGAGAUAUAUCCACCUAACACUGGCCUCCUCCCUGUCCGUUCGCGCAAAACUCGAAAAGCGGGGACGCACACGGGGCACGCUACGUGUGUCGGCGUGGGGGAUGCGUAACCUUACAUUAGAAACGGGUGGUUCAGCUACCGAGCUCCGUGAACAAGCAAUGAAAGAGGGUGAGAAUGUAUGUCUGAUCGGAUACAGCGUCUCAACAGCACAAUCCCACCUGCUUCGUCCGACGAUCGCGGUCCUCGCAUCCCACAACAUCACCGCCAAACUCGUACCCUUAGUCGGCGAGACGAUGCAGCGUCUCGUGGGCAUGUCCGACCAUUCCGUACGCGUCGAGAACACAGACCUUGCCCGUCGCGCAUGGGUGAAUGCAAGCGAUGUGGUCCUCGUGUUGGGCGAGGAAGGGAGGGAGGCGGCGGUGACUGCCCUCGCGUCAGGCACACCGGUCGUCACGACCGCGACAUCCCUACCCGUGCCCCUCACGCUCGGCUCAGCACGGGACAGUCUCCUCCAGACCCGCGCGACACCGGCACACAUCGCCAAGCGGAUUGUGGACGCGGGCGUCUGCACCCACCGCCGUCGCGUGCCUUCACGUACCGCCCAACUCGCAUUGCACCAGCUCCGACACACCGACGUGGACAGCACACCCGUGCCGGACGUACUCGCGCAGGCGUGGCGGAGUACCCCGGUGGGGGAGGACACGGCGGCAUAUUGGGCUGUGAAGGCUGUUAUUGAGGCGGGGAGGGAAAGUGUGGAUAUUUUGAGGGGGCAGAGGGGGUUGCCGAUGUAUCAGGAGUGAUCUUUGGAGGGGCGUAUGGAUGGGAGUUUUUGAACGGCGUUUUUGUUGUGAUGUGUGUAGAGUCGAUUCGGGACAUUCUGAUGGA